This is a messenger RNA of Serpula lacrymans var. lacrymans S7.9, 1506 nucleotides long. RefSeq lists its product as uncharacterized. The coding region runs from base 50 to 730 and encodes 226 amino acids. Gene Ontology annotation, cellular component: cytoplasm; nucleus. Gene Ontology annotation, biological process: calcium-mediated signaling. NCBI's taxonomy places the organism in Eukaryota, Fungi, Basidiomycota, Agaricomycetes, Boletales, Serpulaceae. Gene Ontology annotation, molecular function: calcium-dependent protein serine/threonine phosphatase regulator activity; nucleic acid binding. The record is from RefSeq and is a predicted model, not a curated record. The transcript is spliced from 4 exons.
GGAGUCGCAUCGAAUUGUAACAUUUGAUAUCAUACCAACGUUUACUACAAUGCCUGACAUUUCCAUUCUCUCCAGCUCUACGAAAGGAGUAGAACGAACAAACUCCAUUGUCAUCACACAACUUCCCCGCUCACUUUUCCAGCCUUCGAUCCUGAGCGCGCUUCAAGACCACUUCGCGGUGUAUGGCCAGAUUAACCAAUGGGUACCCAUAGCAAGCUUUUCACGUAUAAUUGUGGUUUACUACUACGAAGAUGACGCCGAGCGUGCAAAGUUGAACUGUGAUCCUUUGAUCAUCGAGCCACUACACAGCUCGCCGUUGGCCCUGCGAGUUUAUCGUUCCGACACAAACCCUAUAUUAACAUCAGAAUGGCCGCAUACAACGGACAACCACUAUCUCCACCCUCCUGCAUUGGAAAAGAACUUCCUUAUCUCACCACCAGGAUCACCACCUAUAGGCUGGGAGCCCAUCAAAGAAGAUCCUCCAAAUGCCACACCACUGGCUGAUGACUUGAUAGCGGCUCUUCGCAAGCUGCAGGUGCAUAACAAACGCUCAAGCAAGGAGGUUUUGUUAGAACCCGAAGAUGGUGUCGGUGUCGGUGUAUAUGUGGAGGACUGUGACGGUGAAGAAGGCGAAAUGGAGGUUGACGAUUGGGCGUAUAAAGGCCCUUUACCCUUAAAUCGGAAACCUCUGGCCACUGCAAUGCCGCCACUCCCAGCAGUUGUGUCGUAGACUUAUUAUUGACACUGUCAUGCUAUCAAGGUAUAUCCCCCAGAUUCUGUAAUAACCAUUCAGUCAUUGUCAUCUCACGUUUUUGUUGUAACUGCUGUAUCAUACCCAUUUAGAGACAAGUGUUUAAAGUUUGUAGGAAAAGUUAUGUACAUGAAUGAUGUAUCGAACCUUGGCCAAUUUUUUUGCUAUCAUGUCAUCGGUAUUCUUUCCACUUCGACUUCGUGUAAAUCGGAAUUGUAUACUCAUGGACAUUACUUCUGGACUUUUUAUCAGUAUGGAAUUAUUUGAGCCUCUCUAAGCUACUUGUCAUUGUAUCGAAUCGUUCAAUAAAUGUUGCUCUAAAUUGAGCAUACAGUCGGUACAUAUCCAUGACAGGACAGUAUAGUGAGGACGAUGGAGAUGGAUAAACAGUAGAUCAAGACGGCGAUGAGCUUGAAAGACCUCUCUAAUGGACGUGCGAACGCAAAAAGCGAAUCAUUUAAUUAUAAUGGUUUCUUCUGAAAUAUCAAGUCGGCAGGAUUAUUUACCACUGUAAGGGAUAUCUGUUCCCACUGAAAGAUGGACAAAACAGCCGCAUGAAGACUGCUGACUCUAUGAAGAGGACAAUAGCUAACGGUAAGUUGAUGCAGCGAGAUAUUUCUUGGGAGUCAUACGUGAAAUGAAGAUAUGUUUCUGUCGUUGAUUGAAUGAUUUGACCUACUAAUACGGCUUACCUUAGUUAUGAGCAUUGCCUUAAUCAUCCUGGUCGUAAUGGUCCUUUAUGAAGGCUUUUCCGU